Orbicella faveolata is the source of this 3155-nucleotide messenger RNA. RefSeq lists its product as uncharacterized. Gene Ontology annotation, biological process: protein ubiquitination. Gene Ontology annotation, molecular function: ubiquitin protein ligase activity. The record is from RefSeq and is a predicted model, not a curated record. NCBI's taxonomy places the organism in Eukaryota, Metazoa, Cnidaria, Anthozoa, Scleractinia, Merulinidae.
CAAUUUCACAAAGAACCGCAAACCCAUGUGCAGAGGAGUUCAUUCUCGUAUAUAUACAUUCAUUUUCUACCUAUUCCAAUUCGAUCCGAAACUUUUCAGGGCUGGUUCUUGAGCAAGACCGAAUCAUUUCUACUGCGAAGACUGGGAUUCAUUUGGCCGUCGAUUUGGGAACCAAGAACAAAACCAGAAGGGCAAACAUUUUCUAGGUUUAUCUCUUGGCUAUGCUAUCUUUCCUUGACACAAAGAAGUAUUGGAAUCGGUGAUCAAAGAUUCGAUCCGAAAUCGUGCGGACGCGCGUCCGUCACGCCUGGUCGCAACAGUGGUAAAGUAGCGGCAAAAUCAAAAGAAGAAAAGAACUCGCUUUGUAAUGCUACGAGUUGGUUUGUUAUGAUAUGGCCAGAGAGUUAAUUCCCAGCUUGUCGUCAUUUCCUCCUUUAGAGCAUCCUCCAUCUUCUUGUGGCACUUUCAUCAAGAGAGAUAUCAAACCAAGUUGUGGUCCACAAGUGAUUGACCUAACAAGUGAGAGUUCUUCAACUACUAUGUCGCAUCAGCCAUUGAGGCACAUGCCACCUUAUCCACCCCACCCCCACCAUUCAUCGGCCUUCCACAGAGUAAAUCAUCCACAUGGCCAUCUUCCUGAAAGCCAUGGGAGUUCCUCAAGUCAUGCCUGUCCCUUCCUUCAACAACAACAGCAGCAACAACACCACCACCCAUCACAUAAUAGACUAUUCCAUCCCCCAACAAACAGCAAUUUGUGUCCACUCAGUAUGGGGUCAACUGUACCUCUACAGCACCACCCACCCCACCCUGGACCUCCAGUUAUUAUCGAUGUGGAUCAAAUGCCAGAUCAUGUUAGAGCAGUACCAGUAACAAGUCUACCAAAUUCUUUAUUGGUUGCAAGUGUGCCUGUCGCAGCACCAACAUAUAUUCAACCACACCAUCCUCAUCAGAUGGAUGUCGACCCAAGAGGAAAUAAUGGAGUCAGUACCCACCAUCAUCAUCAUUAUCACCACCACCACCACCAUCAUCAUCAUCAUUUUGUGCAGCCACCAUAUCAAGUUCCACAACCACAGGCAUAUCACCCAUAUCCUACACCUGGAAGCAUGCAUCACAGGCACUACCGAAGAUGGCACCAGAACAGUUCAUCACAUUCACCUUGGCCAUCACGGCGUUCACAUCCAACACCUCCACCUCCACCCUUGCACUCUGGAGUACACCCUUACCCAGAUCUACUGUAUCAUUUAAUAUCUGUGAUGUCAAUGCAGCCAGUACCAACACAGCAACCUCCUCCUGCCUGGGAAGAAGAACUCCAUCCUCGUGAAAACUAUGAGACUCUUCUAAACUUUGCAGAGCAGAUGGGGGAGGUGAAACCUAAAGGUUUGUCUCGUGUAGAAAUUGAUCAACUACCUACGUACCGUGUUACAGCAGGACCAAAGGAUGAAGAGGAGGACAAAAGAUGUGUGGUGUGCUUAGUGGAUUUUGAAGAGAAACAGCUUGUCAGGGUUCUACCCUGUCUUCAUGAGUAUCACACAAGAUGUAUUGAUAAAUGGCUCAAGUCAAACAGAACAUGUCCCAUCUGUAGAGCAGAAGUGAAUGUCAACACAGAUUAAAAGAUCAUGAUAAAAAUGGAUUUAAGUUAAGGCUCAGAUGUCCUCUGUAAAGUGGGAGUGAAAGGAUAAAAGCACAAUUAAGGACAGUGAACAACAGCAAAGCAUUUAUAAAGCCUUUGAAUUGUAUAAAGUAAUUGAAGCAUCUGUGUAGCCUAAAAGGCACUCCACAGUUGUCAGAGGUUUGAUAUGGAAGUUGCGUGCUGAGACAUUAAGAUAUUCAAGUGGUCCAUGUAUGGAAGAUGAGUUGUGGGGAACCCAUCAUUAUGUGUCUCUCUUUAACAACGAAGCGACAUGACACCAUCAAUGCGAGAGGGUAAAAUAACAUGUAAUGAAUGAUAAAGUUUGAAACAAAUCAAUUUGAGAAAUACAAAGAUCUUGCUAGUAAUAAUAAUUUAGCUUUCAGUGAGCAAAUUCCCAAACCAGUAUGGCAGUUAUUUUUAUGCUAAUCAAGAAAAGAGGUUGAUGUGGGAAGCAAAUCAGAUUUAGAUGUCUUGUCCCAUAACUUUAAAGCAGAUUUCUUUCCAAAGUUUCCGUGGUUUAAUUGCAUAGUUACAUUAUUUGUCUGUGUUAGUUGAUUGAUGUAGCUUGUUUCAACUGAAACAACCCACAGCCAAAUUUUGUUGCCAAAGCCAAAAAUAAAUGAACUUGAUUCAAAAUUAUUCCAUCCAUUUCUUUAUCGAAUGGUUUGUCACAAGGAAAGCAAGUUAAUGUCCCAUACUGUAUGCUUUAAAGAUUCAUUUUUGUUAUGGAGUGUCGUCAGUGUCAUUUAUAUUUGAGUUUGCCAAAUCUGAAAUCAACGCAUUUACACAAGCUGCCAAAAUUCUUGUUAUGUUUUGACUUUUCUGAGCAAAAUUAUUUUCCCUUGCCAUUUAACGUAAGUCAGUUUGCCAUGAGCAAACGUCCAGGGGACAGUCGGUCAUCUCUUUACAGAGCUCUUGGGUUGAUGUGUUUAGAUACUUUUAAAAAGAAAUGGAUUGAAACUUUUGACCAUUUUCAAUGUACAUGGUAAAGAUCAAUGGCUUAGGACUUGAUAUGCUGUACUUAUCAGGUUUUAAUAUCUUUAUGUGGAACAACACUAACUCACCACCCUAAAAUAUGAAAAUUAUCUGCUUUGUACUGCAUAACACUGGGUGAACUGCAGUCAACAGUAAAAUGUACUUUGUGUUUCAUUAUAUUCCAUACAGAAACCGAUUCAUGCCAAAGCAAUUUGUAAAUACAUUGAGUUGCUACUCAAAAGUAAGAUAAGCUAGGUAUGAAAAAUUUAAAAGUGGGAAAAAAAAUAAUUUUUAUAAAGUAAUGUCACAUAUAUAAAUAUAUUCUGCUGUUUUGUACAAAAGAAAUGUAUGAAGUUAUCAUGUACAUUUGGAUUAAUUUGGCUGUGAAAUGUUAUAGUGUUUUGAAAGAAGGGGCAUGACACUUCAGUUAUCUAAAAGUGCCACUACAAGUGAUUUUUUUUAAUCAGUAGGAUUUUAAGAAUCACAGCCUUUUAAGUCUACUCUGUACUUGAUGCAGCUACAAUAAAAUAACUUUUAAGAUAAAAUUUAA